CUCAGCUGGACCUCAUUUCACUAAUUGACGUUCCCGCCAAGAGGACGAGGACGGCGAGUUAAGCGCAGGAAGCUGCUCUUUCAUCUAAGUUGGCCAUUUACCUUCUUCGACACGUGGCAAUGACUUCAGCGUAUUCACAGGAGAGUAAGGCCUUUGAGUUUGGUGACCUGGUCAAAGUGCUUCACCUCCUGGUUCUGUCCUUCACCUUUGGCAUGCAGAUCUGGGUCUCCUACAUCUCAGGUUAUGCGUUGUCUCGGCAGGUAACCCGGAACACUUUCGCCGUGGUGCGGAGCAUGGUCUUCCCCGUGUACAACUACAGUCUGCUGUUGAGCAACAUCGCCCUCAUGGCCGCCUACGCCGUGUACCAACCGGAGGAGGACAGCGAUGGAGGUGGUCAGAUGGCCCUGUACUGCUCGGCUGUGGUCCUGUCGGGCCUGACCACCCUGUGGUGCGGCCCGCAGGCCACCGAGCUGAUGUUCCAGAUGAAGGAGGUGGAGCAGGAGCACGGCCUGGGCAACGAGAUCGGCCCGAGCAGCGAGGAGGAAGCUUACGAUAAACUCUGGGAGCGGGACCUCAAGUACAGGAAUUUCGGCCGCACGUUCCUCAUCUACAACACCAUAACCUCCGUCUGCAACCUGACCGGCAUCAUCUGCACCAUCACAAACCUGGUCUACAAAGCGCUGAAGCUGUCCUCCAUCUAGAGAGGGAGGUUUCAAUGCAGUGUUUAUGGAGCUGAAUUCGCCCCACCUAAAUAUUUAAG
Pseudoliparis swirei is the source of this 760-nucleotide messenger RNA. RefSeq names its product transmembrane protein 205 (gene tmem205). The record is from RefSeq and is a predicted model, not a curated record. Bases 120 to 701 code for a protein of 193 amino acids. The transcript is spliced from 5 exons. Lineage: Eukaryota; Metazoa; Chordata; Actinopteri; Perciformes; Liparidae.